Messenger RNA from Clunio marinus, 222 nucleotides. NCBI's taxonomy places the organism in Eukaryota, Metazoa, Arthropoda, Insecta, Diptera, Chironomidae. The record is from the annotation of a GenBank genome assembly.
AUGGAAUUCAAGGAGCGAAUGCAAUUUCAUUUGUGCAUGAGAGAAUUGAAAGGGAAAGAAAGAAAAAACAAGCAAAUGCAUCAGUGCCGAUGGCUGUCAUGGAAAAAGCUUUUUUCUUUGUGCAGAAAAUUAUAUGGAAAAAAUAUUUUCCCACAACACAUACGAGGGCCUGGAUUGGAUACAGAAAGUAAGAUGCAACAUAAUUGUAACGAGGAUGUUUGA